This is a messenger RNA of Nymphaea colorata (pocket water lily), 2718 nucleotides long. Its product is annotated as pyrophosphate-energized vacuolar membrane proton pump 1-like. Gene Ontology annotation, cellular component: membrane. Gene Ontology annotation, biological process: proton transmembrane transport. The transcript is spliced from 8 exons. Gene Ontology annotation, molecular function: diphosphate hydrolysis-driven proton transmembrane transporter activity; inorganic diphosphate phosphatase activity. The record is from RefSeq and is a predicted model, not a curated record. NCBI's taxonomy places the organism in Eukaryota, Viridiplantae, Streptophyta, Magnoliopsida, Nymphaeales, Nymphaeaceae. Bases 238 to 2544 code for a protein of 768 amino acids.
GUCUGAAUCUUCUGUCUGACAGACUGAGCCCAAGAUCUUGUACCUGCCGUUUGCUUCCCUUUGAAGGGAGAGAAAGAGAGAGACCCAAGUUGGUCUUUGAAGAAUUGUAAUGGAUAAGUGAUUCUCAGCUUCAGAUUGGUGUGUUGUGAAAGACUGGUCAGAAGGGUGGUCGAUUUUGAUAAAGGUGUUUGUAGCAGGGAAGUAGCUCUGAAGUUUGGUUUUAGUUGGUGAAUUUUAAUGGUUGCUGUGAUGGCUAGCUCGGUAUUACUGGGAGAAACGCUGACGCAGAUCCUAAUACCAGCUGCAGCGCUUGUUGGUAUUGGGUUUGCUUUGUUACAAUGGUUUCUGGUGUCGAAGGUCAAGGUGUCUCCUGAACUAGAUGGAGUGACCAAUAAUGGCUACAGCGACAGAUUGAUCGAGGAUGAAGAGGAGAAUGUUGAUGCAGCUGAUGUUAUCACCAAGUGUGCUGAUAUUCAGACUGCAAUCUCAGUUGGUGCAACUUCAUUUUUGUUCACUGAGUACAAGUAUCUGGGCUACUUCAUGUCUAUUUUUGGUGUAAUCAUCUUUCUCUUCCUCGGAUCUGUUAAGGGAUUCAGCACACAGAGUGAAGCUUGCACUUAUAAUCCUUCAAAGCUCUGCAAACCUGCUUUAGCAAACGCUGUUUUCAGUACUGUUGCAUUUUGGCUUGGUGCUUUGACAUCUGUUCUCUCUGGUUUCCUCGGAAUGAAGAUUGCUACAUUUGCUAAUGCAAGAACAACUCUGGAAGCAAGAAAAGGUGUUGGAAAGGCAUUCAUUAUUGCCUUCCGUUCUGGUGCUGUGAUGGGUUUCUUGUUGGCAGCCAAUGGGCUUCUUGUCCUGUAUAUUUCAAUCAAUCUCUUCAGGCUGUACUAUGGUGAUGAUUGGGAAGGGCUUUAUGAAUCUAUUACUGGUUAUGGUUUAGGUGGUUCCUCCAUGGCACUGUUUGGAAGAGUUGGAGGUGGUAUAUAUACCAAAGCUGCAGAUGUUGGUGCUGAUCUUGUAGGAAAAGUUGAAAGAAAUAUCCCUGAAGAUGACCCACGAAACCCCGCUGUUAUUGCAGACAAUGUAGGUGACAAUGUUGGGGAUAUUGCUGGAAUGGGUUCGGACUUGUUCGGGUCUUAUGCAGAGUCAACAUGUGCAGCACUUUUUGUUGCCUCCAUCUCUUCAUUUGGCACCAGCCACGACUAUUCUGCCAUGUCCUACCCUCUAAUCAUCAGUUCAAUGGGGAUUGUGGUUUGCCUGAUAACUACACUUUUUGCAACUGACAUCUUUGAGAUCAAGAAUGUUUCAGAGAUAGAACCUUCACUGAAAAGACAGCUUCUUAUCUCAACUGUCCUGAUGACUGUGGGCAUUGCUGCAGUGAGCCUUGUAUCUCUGCCAUCAGAAUUUACCCUCUUCAAUUUUGGUACUACAAAGACAGUAAAGAACUGGUACCUGUUUUUCUGCGUGUCAAUUGGGUUAUGGGCAGGCCUUGCCAUUGGAUAUACAACUGAAUACUAUACCAGCAAUGCUUACAGCCCAGUGCAGGAUGUGGCUGACUCAUGCAGGACAGGCGCAGCUACUAAUGUUAUCUUUGGCCUGGCUUUGGGGUACAAAUCUGUGAUAAUUCCCAUAUUUGCGAUUGCCAUCGCCAUAUAUGUGAGCUUCAGCUUGGCGGCUAUGUAUGGAAUUGCAGUAGCUGCUCUAGGAAUGCUCAGCACUAUUGCAACAGGUCUUGCAAUCGAUGCAUAUGGGCCCAUUAGUGAUAAUGCUGGAGGUAUUGCAGAAAUGGCAGGGAUGAGCCACAAAAUCCGUGACAGAACAGAUGCUCUUGAUGCCGCUGGAAACACUACUGCUGCCAUUGGCAAGGGAUUUGCCAUUGGAUCUGCUGCACUUGUUUCUCUUGCUCUGUUUGGGGCCUUCGUCAGUCGGGCUGGAAUAGAGGCAGUUGAUGUAUUAACUCCUAAGGUCUUUAUUGGACUAAUUGUUGGUGCCAUGCUUCCAUACUGGUUUUCAGCCAUGACCAUGAAAAGUGUAGGUAGUGCAGCUCUAAAAAUGGUUGAAGAAGUCCGCAGACAGUUCAAUUCUAUUCCUGGCCUCAUGGAAGGUAGAGCAAAACCUGAUUAUGCGACUUGUGUGAAGAUAUCUACCGAUGCUUCAUUAAAAGAGAUGGUACCUCCUGGUGCACUGGUCAUGCUUACACCAUUGAUUGCUGGUACAUUCUUUGGUGUGGAAACCUUGGCAGGAGUACUUGCCGGCUCGCUUGUGUCUGGUGUACAGGUUGCUAUAUCGGCUUCUAAUACUGGUGGUGCUUGGGAUAAUGCGAAAAAAUACAUUGAGGCUGGGCGAUCAGAUCAUGCACGCUCACUGGGUCCAAAGGGAUCUGAUCCACACAAGGCAGCAGUCAUUGGUGACACGAUUGGUGAUCCUCUCAAGGACACAUCAGGACCAUCCUUGAACAUCUUAAUCAAGCUCAUGGCAGUUGAGUCGCUUGUCUUUGCACCAUUUUUUGCUGCGCAUGGAGGAAUUCUCUUCAAGUGGCUGUAAACAGUAGAAGUCAGUGUCCCUAGUUUUUGCUGCAUUUCUGUUCUAAGCCUUGUUUAACCAUCAAGUGGACUAAGAGUAUGCAGCUUUGUAUCAGCUGGUAGUUUGUUGAUGAUAAUGGUUCCAGCACCUGCACUAAGUUUAUGAAUAUAUUAACAAACUUCCCACCUGUCAGAA